AGGCCGAGAACGAGGACGAGUGCGAGUGCGAGUGCGAGGACGAUGGACGAAGGACGAAGGACGAGUCGAAAGCCGAUUUCGGUUUUGAGUUCGAGGAGAGCCAAAACGCAGCGCAGGAGCAAAGGAAUGUGGCCAACAAACGCUGUGCCGUUAGCCGGCGUUUUUUGGCGCCUACAGCUCGCCGAUUUCAUUUCAGCCGUUUUCUCUGCCGUCGGUUCUCCGUUCCAUUCUCGGUGCUCGGUACUCGGUUCUCCAUUCUCGGUGCUCGAUUCUCAGCCGCGACGCGCUGCCACCGUCGCAUUUUCCUUUGCAACGCAACGCCGGCAGAGCGGAGCGGAGAAACUGGCGAACUCGCCUCGCAUUUCGCGAACUAUUCGCAACUUCGUCGCGAACUCAGUCGCAGCCUGAGAGCAACAACUACAAAAAGCAGCAGAAGGCAGCAACAGCAACAGCAGCAGCAGCAGCAAAUUGCUGCAACAUCAACGUAGCCGUAGCGGUAGCCCCUCGGCGACCCUCAGUUUUCCACAUCGUCUCGUGGCCAUCGUCGUCGUCGUGUGUUAAGUUUGUUUUGAGUUUUUCCGUAUCAAAAUGUGCAAAACGAUUUCAGUCUAAUUCAGACGCUCGUGCUGAGAAGACUUUUGGCCCUGUUUGUUGGCCAAUAUAUCCAUAGAACACUGAACACUGAACACAGAACGGAACUGAACUAACUGAAUACGAUACACGAGGCAGACGAGUACCGAAACGAACUGAAAGAACGAGGCGGGCUAAUUGCCAAAUGGCCACGUAGUGCGCGUAACGUAACGAAUACGUAAAACACACACAUACCAACAAAACACACACACACACAGGGACAAACACACACCUACACACACACACAGAUACUCACAUGUACAUGCCCACUCUCAGUUGAGCGUCGUAAUUGUCGCGGUUUUUUCAAUGUUUUUUAACGCCAUGUGAAGAGCGAGUCGCGUAACGAAACGCGUUUCAACGUUUAACGAUCGCCGAUCAACGAUCAACGAUCUGCGAUCAGCUGUAGACAAAAUGGCGUCGGCGCAGGCGGAAGCGAAAGUUGGAGUGGCGCCCGAACAGGGACCAGUGGCCCAGAGGCAGCGCAAAGGUUCGGGAUCGGGCACAGGUUCGCCGAAGAGCAAUCGCAGUUCACCCACGCAGCAGGAUGAGAAGCGCACGAAGAGCGAGGAUCGCACUUCUCCCACUGGCGGAGGUGGCCCCUCGUCCAAGGAGGAGGAUAAGGAAACGACAGGACACGCAGGAGGAGGAGGAGGAUCUUCGCCGGUCAGUUCGCCGCAGGGCAGGAGCUCCUCGGUGGCCUCGCCCAGUUCGACCUCCCAGCAAUUCUGCCUGCGCUGGAACAACUACCAGACCAACCUAACCACCAUCUUCGAUCAGCUGCUCCAGAACGAGUGCUUCGUGGACGUGACACUGGCCUGCGAUGGUCGGUCCAUGAAGGCCCACAAGAUGGUCCUCUCCGCCUGCUCACCCUACUUUCAAACCCUACUGGCGGAGACGCCCUGCCAGCAUCCCAUUGUGAUCAUGCGGGAUGUGAACUGGUCGGACCUCAAGGCCAUCGUGGAGUUCAUGUAUCGCGGCGAGAUCAACGUGAGUCAGGACCAGAUCGGACCCCUGCUCCGGAUAGCUGAGAUGCUGAAGGUGCGCGGCUUGGCGGAUGUGACCCACAUGGAGGCGGCCACGGCUGCAGCGGCGGCGGCCUCCUCGGAACGGAUGCCCUCGCCCAAGGAGGGCACCUCCGCCUCCAGAACUGAAAACGAACGGGAGGCGGAGGAGCUGCUGGCCUUCAUGCAGCCGGAGAAGAAGCUGCGCACCGACUGGGAUCCCGCCGAGCUGAGGCUCUCGCCGCUGGAGCGGCAGCAGGGCAGGAAUGUGCGGAAGAGGCGGUGGCCCUCGGCGGACACGAUCUUCAAUCCCCCCGCACCGCCCAGUCCGCUGAGCAGUUUGAUAGCCGCCGAACGGAUGGAAAUGGAGCAGAAGGAGCGGGAGCGGCAGAGGGACUGCUCGCUGAUGACACCGCCACCGAAGCCACCACUGGGUGGUGGUGCCUCAGUGGCAGUUGCAAGUGCCGCACGUCGUCUGGAGACCGCCAUCCACGCUUUGGACAUGCCCUCGCCGGCUGCCACACCAGGACCCCUCUCCCGAUCCUCGCGGCCCCACUCGCAGAGUCCCCAGCAGCAGCAGCAACAGCAGGGGCAGCAUCCCUUGCCGAUGCCCCUGCAUCCCCACCACCAUGCACCACCCGCCCCCCAUCCCUCGCAGGCACCUGGAGCCGCCCACCAUCCGCCAUCGCCCGCUGGAGAUUCCCGUUUUUCCUUGGGACCCGCUGCGGCCAUGGCAGCGGCCAUGGAACUGAGUGGCCUGGGGCAAGGACCGCCCACCGAGCCACGCCUACCGCCCCCACCGCCGCACCACCACGGAGGCGGAGUGGGUGGUGGUGGAGUGGGUGGAGGGGGCGGCGGGGGAGUGGGCUCGGGCGGAGGAUCGUCGCUGGCCGAUGACAUGGAGAUCAAGCCCGGCAUCGCCGAAAUGAUCCGAGAGGAAGAAAGGGCCAAGAUGAUGGAGAACUCGCAUGCUUGGAUGGGCGCCACCGGCUCCACGCUGGCAGCAGACAGCUACCAGUACCAGCUGCAGUCGAUGUGGCAGAAGUGCUGGAACACCAACCAGAACCUGAUGCACCACAUGCGCUUCCGUGAGCGAGGUCCUUUGAAGUCCUGGCGGCCCGAGACCAUGGCGGAGGCCAUUUUCAGUGUGCUGAAGGAGGGCUUGUCGCUGUCGCAGGCUGCCCGCAAAUAUGACAUCCCGUAUCCCACAUUCGUGCUCUAUGCGAACCGGGUGCACAACAUGCUGGGUCCCUCCAUCGACGGUGGGCCGGAUCUGCGGCCCAAGGGGCGUGGCAGGCCGCAGAGGAUUCUCCUGGGCAUCUGGCCCGACGAGCACAUCAAGGGUGUCAUCAAGACGGUGGUUUUCCGCGACACCAAGGACAUUAAGGACGAUAGCCUGGCCGCUCAUAUGCCGCCCUACGGUCGACAUUCGGACCUGCCGCUGAGCUAUCCCGGCGCAAGUGGCGCCCUGGCAGGCACGCCCAGCUCAUUGGCCUGUCCGAAUGGCAGCGGUCCGCAGGCGGGAGUGGGCGUGGGUGUGGGCGUGGGCGGUGAGCAGCACAUGUCGCAGGAAACUGCCGCUGCGGUGGCCGCCGUGGCCCACAACAUCCGGCAGCAGAUGCAGAUGGCAGCCGUUCCGCCGGGCCUAUUCAACCCCCCCCACCCCGGAGUGGGUGGUGGCGUGGGUGUGCCGGGAGCGGGCGGAGGCAGGGCCAGCAUAUCGCCGGCCUUGAGCAGCGGCUCCGGCCCAAGGCACGCCCCAUCGCCCUGCGGUCCCCUCGUCCCGAAUCUGCCGCCCAGCAUGGCCAUCGCCUUGCACCACCAACAGCAUCAGCACGGGGAAAGAAGACCUUGUGGCUGUCCUUUUGGUCCUUGGCCAUGCCCCCACCAUCAUCAUCAACAGCAGCAGCAGCACCACCAUCAGGUGGGCGGUGGCCUGCCCCACAAGUCCGGUUUCGGCGCCAGUUCCAGUUCCUCCGCCUCCACCUCGAUGGGCCAGCAUGCGCCCAAGGCCAAAGGCAGUCCGCUGCGCAGCGAAACUCCGCGGCUCCACUCGCCACUGGGCGACCUUGGCCUGGACAUGGCCGGCUACAAGCGGGAAUUCUCGCCCAGUCGCCUCUUCGCCGAGGAUCUGGCUGAACUGGUGGGCGCCAGUGUCUCAUCUUCCUCGUCUUCAGCGGCCGCGGCAACAGCUCCGCCGGAGAGAUCGGGGGGAGGGGCGUCGGCAGCAGCGGGAACAGAUGCGCCCAGUUCCUCGAGCAGCGGUGGCAUCAAGGUGGAACCCAUAACCACCACCAGCGAGUAAAAUGGGCACGAAAUGAGGAAAAUUAUAAGGGAAAGUUAUAAAAUGAAAAUGAGUGAACUGAAAACUUAAGCUCCAGCUGCUUUACUUCACAUAUGUACACCUAUACCUUGGUUAGUUAACUACAUUUACAUUAAAUAUUGUUUUAAAAUAGAGAACAACUUUUGCUCAAAAUUAUUUUAAGUUGAACUUCAUUUUGCACAAAAAACAAUCUAUGUAAGCAACCAGUUCAUAUUUGAAUUAAUAUGAAAUGCAGGAUUUUUUUAGUAAAUAAAAUUAUUCCAUUUAACGAGAUCAAAUCCUAUUAUACAUAAUAUAUAGAAGUGUUUGUUUAAUUCCAUGAAAAAUCGUGGCUUUGAUUAUAUUCGCAUUUCGAAUAUGUAAAUAAACUAGAUGUAAACGAUAAAUAAAUUUUCAAGUUUUCUCCUAAUCUUCGGUAUUUAACAUUCAAAAUUUCCUAUACAUGAUAUUCAAACGAAUUUAAACCUAAGCUUUAAAGAUACUUUUCUUAAAAUAUUUUAAAAUGUACGUUUAAUUUGACUAGUCCAAGGUAUACGUAUAUAUUUGCCAGUUUUCCAUUAGGUUCCACGCGAUCUUCGUCACCUAAUUUAUAUUCCUAGCGUACUUAUUGAAUCAAAAUUUGAAAGUAUUAUUAUGUUAUAGUCCAGCAGUCUAACUAAAUAAAUAGCGAUCGAUCUCUUUAGUUGUAAGUUACAGCAGAGGUGGAAAGAGAAAACCAGGAACAUUCCAAAAACCAUCCGAAACAGAUAAUGAAAUUUCAAUUCAAACCGGAACCGAAACCAAUACCAACUCCAGCAGCAUAUUAAUUAGGUGUAAAAGAAAUCAAAAGAGUUUAAGCGAUUUAGCUUGGUGAUUGUGUGCCCAAAUUUUGUUAGGUCUAUAAUUUAUAUAAAACGAGAAGAAAAAUGUACAAAAUUAUAAAAGAAAAUGAGAAGCACUUGUAAUGGCUUCGAACGCAAAUGGAAUCAACUAAAUUUAAUGUUUAGGCUUAACGAAAAAAAGAAAUUCACAAAAAAUGCCUUUCGGAAUUAAAUUCAGCGAUGAACACACCGCAAACAAAAUUUGUAAAAAGAAUGAAUCAAGAAAAACACAAGAGAACUUUUUUAAACGUAUUUAUACAAGCAAAAUUUUUAGACAAAAUUUAGAAUCCAAAUUUUGUAUAACGACUACUGCUGCGAUCCGGAAGAACUUGUGGCCUCUGAUUUGAAAUUAUUGGCUCCCCAACGUAUACCCUGAGAAUAAAUUCCUUUAAUUCCCUUACUAGUCCCCUUCUAAAGUGCCUUUUCUAGCCUUAAUUUGGACUCUGCUCCACUUCUGUCCCGGCCCAAAAAUCAGUCCGCAGAUACGCAGCAGGAUUCGUUGGUUUAUUUGAAAAGUCUGGCGACAUUAUACGGAUUGAAUAUCGAGAGGACAUAUAUAUUUUGGUUGACCCCUUUAGGCAUACUUUCGGCACCGUUUCGUUUGGCAAGCACACAAUUGAUUAAUCGGACAAGAGUUAAUUACGAUAAUGGAUAAACACAACUAUUUUUGCAUACGCAAGAACAUCUACCAUAGCCAUAGCCCGUAUAUACACACACGAUAUAUAAGUAUCUAUGUAAUCCCCAGUCCCCCCAAUAGACUUUGAUGUUCCACACGUAUCGAAAACUUAACGAGUUACUUUCGGAAUAGGAUGUAAUAUAAACAAUGGCAAAAGUUAGCAGUUAAACAUCUCCUGGAUAUGUGUAUCUUUGUACGAUCUGGACCAGUGUCCAAGUCCAAAACUCAACAUUUUCUAUCAACUUUAGUGCAAACUUUAUGUUCAAAUUAACUUUAAAUGUCGAAAUGAAUGUUCUAAUUAAUCCAAGAAAACAAAAAAUCGAAAAAUGGAAAAUCGAAACGAACAAAAGUAUUUUAUAAAAACAUUGA
Drosophila rhopaloa is the source of this 5859-nucleotide messenger RNA. RefSeq names its product protein bric-a-brac 1 (gene bab1). Gene Ontology annotation, cellular component: nucleus. Gene Ontology annotation, biological process: regulation of transcription by RNA polymerase II. Lineage: Eukaryota; Metazoa; Arthropoda; Insecta; Diptera; Drosophilidae. Gene Ontology annotation, molecular function: DNA binding; protein binding. The record is from RefSeq and is a predicted model, not a curated record.